AUGGCAAGACUGAAAUCAUAUGACUGACAGUCAGUCAUCACAUAAUUCCGAACAAAAUGGCUGUGACCAUGGCUCUGUUUUGGGUUUCUCUGGUAUUAUCAGUAAUUGGUGCUAAUGCUGCUGGAGAGUUUACCAUUCUCCACAGUCCACCUUCCCUAAAAUUUACUGGAACCAGCAAAACACUUGAGAGUCUUUUGAAAGAAAUCUUCUCUGCAUCACUUGGACUUUCCGUUGAAGAGAACUCUGAAUGGAAAGGACUGUAUGUAGCAGACCCAUUUAAAACUCCAGAAGCUGUGGUCGAGGUUUACAUUGAUGGUGUUUCCAGCCUUGGUGAUUCUGUGACAUCAAAGGCUAAAACUUACUCAGUGGAUGUAGAUGAGUAUGAACCAGACACAUUUGACUGUGUGAAAUUCAGGAUUCAGCAGCGCUCCACAAGCGGUUCCAACAAGAUUCUGAAAGUCAAGCUUUCAGAUCCUACUGAGCUUACUAGUCCAGCAUUCAGGGAAGAAUUUGGAGAAGUCCAAGUACCCAAAGUAUCUAAGCAGAACCUUCUUCACCUGAAGUAUUCAUUGGAGGAAGACUACCAAUUCUUGAGUGAACUUGCUACUUUGAAAGCUAUUACUGAUAGGGUAGCAAGCGGUGCUAUCUCUGCUGACAACAUUAUUGAUUUCUUCAACUUCCGCUUCACCACUCUUCACGCAUUAUCAGACUACCAUGGACCUAACUCCCUACAAACUAAGGAAGCGAAAAAGCUUCUUGGCCAUGCUCUCCAAGACCUGAGCAAGGCAUUUGUCAAGGCUUAUGAUGGCUCUGUAUUGGUAACUGCCGUCACUACUGAUGUAGCUCACACACGUCGUGCCAUCCGAUCCACUGAAGACGAAACUAAGAAGGGUGAAGAUGAUGACAGCUACUCUGCUGACUACCCCGCCAUCUUCAACAUCAUCCUUUGGUUCGGAGUUGUGUUUGCAUUCUCGCUCAUCGCCAUUGUCUACGCCAUCAUGGACAUGGACCCUGGCAGGGACUCCAUCAUCUACAGAAUGACUAGCACUAGGAUGAAGAAGGAAAACUAAAUCCUUAUUUUUGCUUAGAACUUCAAACUUUGUUUGAAAAAGUUCUAACAGUAUUGUAUGUAUAAGUCCAGCAAAUGGGACUCAGAGAAACCACGUUAUUGUUCCAUUAUAUAAAUUAAUAAUCAUCAGAGUUUAAUUGUAUAUUAUUGUGUCAUUCUGUGUAAUGUGAUGAGUAAAGUGUAAAAUAGUGUUAUUUUAGUCAUAAAGUAAAUUGUUGAAAUCAA
Molecule: messenger RNA, 1294 nt
Organism: Trichoplusia ni (cabbage looper)
Lineage: Eukaryota; Metazoa; Arthropoda; Insecta; Lepidoptera; Noctuidae
Gene: ATP6AP2
Product: renin receptor
Exons: 8
Coding region: 57-1070 (337 amino acids)
Biological process (GO): positive regulation of Wnt signaling pathway
Cellular component (GO): external side of plasma membrane; membrane
Molecular function (GO): signaling receptor activity
Source: RefSeq, a predicted model, not a curated record